Molecule: messenger RNA, 2819 nt
Organism: Triticum dicoccoides
Lineage: Eukaryota; Viridiplantae; Streptophyta; Magnoliopsida; Poales; Poaceae
Product: G-type lectin S-receptor-like serine/threonine-protein kinase SD2-5
Exons: 1
Coding region: 442-2439 (665 amino acids)
Biological process (GO): protein phosphorylation
Molecular function (GO): protein kinase activity; ATP binding
Source: RefSeq, a predicted model, not a curated record
UCGUGUUCGUCCUCGUCGUCCUCGCAGGUCUAACCAUCCAAGGCCGCUGUGAUUCUAUUCGGGGCUACCCUCCUGGUCCCUCUGCAGAUUUGUCCACCGUCUGGACCACUACAAGCUAUCAAGAAGUAGGCAGAUUUUACAGUGUUGAUCCUUUAAUCGCACGCCCUGUCCCCGGCAAUCACAGUCUUGUUUUUGCUGCUGGCUUCUACAGUGAUUACUACAGCGUUAAGAACGUUUUUGGAGUCUAUGUAGCUGCUCUUGUAAACCAGUCAGAUAGGAGGCUGCUUAGGGAACCAAUGGCAGUUGUCUGGUCUGCAAACGGCGACCACCAGGUCCAGCUGAAUGCCACCCUCAACUUCACCCCGGUGGUGAUUUGGUUCUUCGGGAUGCCGAUAACAGCCUGUUUGGUCCACCAACACAUCAGGCCAGUCUGUUGCUGGGAUGACCAUCAAUGACCUCGGCAAUCUGGUGCUCUUCGAUCAAAAUAACAGGUCAGUCUGGCAGUCAUUCGAUCACCCGACAGAUACUUUGCUUCCCAUGCAGCCACUGUUGGAGGGAAUGACCCUGAGGUCUAACUCCUCCUUCACCUACCGGAGUGCCAGCGACAGAUUUUACUUCACUGUUCUUUCUGGUGGUCUAUCUGCUUAUGUUGGAUCUGCCCAACCUCAGGAAUACUAUGCACUUCCGGCAUCUAUUGGAAACAACUCAUACAUCACCCUUGUGAACAGUAGUCUCACCGUCUUUGACGCAGCCUCCAGGCCACAGAUAUUGUUAAACUUGCAUCCUCUAUGGGCUUCACUUUUUCAGUUCAUCAGGUUUGAGUCUGACGGCCAUCUCAGGUUAUACGACUGGGUAGACGGAGACCUAGAGAUGAUGUUGGUACCACGCGAUGUCUUACAACAGGAAGACUGUGAUUACCCAACUGCAUGUGGGGAGUAUGGCAUCUGCUCGGGAGGCCAGUGCUCCUGCCCAACUUCAAAUAACGCGACAUAUUUUAAGCAGAUCAUCAACCAGUCACCCAAUCUUGGUUGUGUACUGGAAACCCCAAUUUCCUGCCAAUCUAUGCAAGAUCACAGACUCGUAGCUUUUCCUGAUUUGUCUUACUUCUAUCAGAACAACUCCAUAGAAGCACAAGAGAGUGAUGAGGAGACAUGUAAGCUCUCUUGCUUGAGGACUUGCUCAUGCAAAGCUGCCAUGUUUCGCUCCUACGGUCCAAAUGCUGGUGGUUGUUCCUUAGUAAAACAAGUCCUUACACUACAGGCAGGUUAUUCAGUCGGGAAUAAUUCAGCAUAUCUGAAAAUCCAGAUGACACAUCCACCUCAGACAGCAAAGCGAAGGGUGCUUUUAGGUCCCCUGCUUGCAGGAUCAAUUGCUUUACUAAUCCUGCUUAUCUUUGCCUUGUGGGUCAUAAGAAGGCGAUAUCAAGAAAAAGAUGAGGAAUUCACCAACAUACCUGGAAUGCCCUCGAGAUUCACCUUUGAGAAGCUGAAAGUAACAACCAACAAAUUCAGCAACAAACUCCGCGAAGGAGGAUUUGGCUCAGUUUUCAAGGGGCAGUUAGGCGAAGAGACUGUUGCCAUAAAACAGUUGGACAGAGCUGGUCAGGGAAAGAAGGAAUUCUUGGCAGAAGUCCAGAUAAUUGGUUGCAUUCAGCACAUCAAUUUGGUCAAGCUGGUUGGCUUCUGUGCAGAGAAAUCACAUAGGCUCUUGGUUUAUGAGUAUAUGCCAAGAGGGUCGCUCGAAAAGUGGAUCCAUUACAAACAUAACAGUACUCCCCUUGAUUGGUGUACAAGACGCAAGAUUGUUACUGACAUUGCCAAGGGCCUCUCUUACCUUCAUGAGGAUUGUAGGCAGAGGAUUGCUCAUCUGGACAUCAAACCACAUAACAUCCUCUUAGAUGACAACUUCAAUGCAAAGGUGUCCGAUUUUGGGCUGUCCAAGCUGAUAGACAGGGAAGAUAGUCAAGUAAUGACCAGAAUGAGGGGAACACCUGGGUAUAUGGCACCUGAGUGGUUGACAUCUCAAAUCACUGAGAAGGUUGAUGUCUACAGCUUUGGUGUUGUUGUCAUGGAGAUCAUCAGCGGAAGAAAGAACCUGGACUACUCUCAACCAGAAGGAAGCGUACAACUCAUUACCUUGCUUCAGGGGAAGGCGGAGAACGGCCAGCUGGAAGACAUGAUCGAUGGAAACAGCGAUGACAUGCACUUACACAAGGAGGAAGUGGUUGAGGUGAUGAAGCUAGCAAUGUGGUGUUUGCAGAGUGACAAAAACAGAAGGCCUGCCAUGUCACUGGUGGUGAAGGUCAUUGAAGGAGAGAGGGAUGUGGAAGCCAAUUUGGAUUACAACUUCUUUGACCUGAGCCCUGCGAUCUCUGUUCCAGUAUGCCGGUCCACUUCUUCAGCUGUACCUGCCGCAUCAAUUCUCUCAGCCCCCAGAUGAACUUGUAAACAUGUAACUCUGCCAUGUGGAGCCAUAUUUGCCAGUCUUGUUGAAAACAGCUAUUUAGUUUGUAUCGGAGAAUAAAUCUCCAUACUGAUGGCAGGGCAUGAAUAAAACGUUUGUACCUAUGAUUAGGCCAUGAUAAUUGAUAAAUUUCGCCAAAAAAAUAUGCCACACUGUAACUUGUGGGUCUAUUUUAUUUUCCAGAGGCAAAGAACUACUUGCUUACAAAAGUGAGAAGUAGGUUACUUACUUCUAGGCAGAGUUUCUCGAUACUGCAUAUAAAAAGCACCUGUUAUAUUACUCCGCUUUCUGUAUUAUGUAUUAGAAGCAUCAACCAUUUUAGUCCUCAGCCAAGUUAGGAGAUGCAGUCCCAUACC